AUGUAUACCAGAACUUACCUGACACACGCCUUGCGCUUUGCACCGACACGGACAUUCACCACAGCAUCCCGACUAUCAAGCUCAGGACUGAAGAUUAAUGCUGAUCGGCUUAUGGAAACAUUGCAUGAGACAUGCAACUGGGGUAAGGCUCAUAUAUAUGGCGACGACACAACCAAAACGGGAAUGGCCCGCUUGACUUUGAGCGAUGACGAUGCUCGGGUGCGUGGAUGGUUUGCUGCUGAAGUUCAAAAGUUAGGAUGUUCUCUCUCCAUUGAUCAGAUGGGAAAUAUGUUUGCUUGCCAAUCAGGAAAGCUCAAUUCAACUGCCCCUAUGACCGCUAUGGGCAGUCACCUGGAUACUCAACCUCGAGGUGGUCGAUAUGAUGGGAUUCUGGGCGUCAUGGCUGCUUUGGAAGUCUUACGGACGAUGAAAGAGAACAACUUUAGAACGAACUUUGAUGUUGGAGUGGUGAACUGGACAAAUGAAGAGGGAGCUCGGUUCCCGAAAUCUAUGUGCUCUUCAGGUGUUUGGGCAGGUGCAAUUCUGAUUGAAAAAGCCUGGGACUUGAGGGAUAUCCAUGACCCAAACGUGACUCUUCGGUCUGAACUUGAGAGACACGGGUAUCUGGGGGACAUUCCCUGUGACGCAGUCAAUGGGUUCCGUUUAGGUGCUCACUUCGAAUUACAUAUUGAACAGGGCCCCAUCCUGCCAGCGAACGGGCGAUCGAUUGGAAUUGUUCAGGGUGCUCAGGGUUACCGAUGGUCAACCAUCAAUAUUCAAGGCAAAGAUGCCCAUACUGGAACAACACCUUUCAGUUCCCGCCAUGAUCCACUGCUUGCAGCAUCCAGGAUGAUUGCUGUCUCUAAUGAUAUUGCCAAGCGCCAUGAUGCACUUGCUUCAACAGGCAUCAUUAAGAUUCCCUCGAAUGCGUCCACCAACACCAUUGCAUCGGAUGUGACUUUCACUUUGGACAUUCGACACCCACAGGAUGAUGUCGUUCAUGCUGUACAAGAUGAAUGCCUUCAAGCCUUUGCCAGGAUCGCGGCUCAGGAUGGCAAGGGUGUCACUUUCGAUUGGACUUUGGACACCGACUCACCUGCUGUCAAGUUCGACUCGGGAUGUAUCGCGUCUAUCAAAGCAGCUGCGGAUAAUCUUGUCGGACCUGAGGGUUCAAUGCUCAUGACUAGUGGCGCUGGUCAUGAUAGUGUUUACACCAAUCAGCAUUGUCCUACGGCGAUGAUUUUCGUGCCUUGUAAGGAUGGAGUCAGUCACCAUCCAACAGAAUAUUGUUCUCCAGAAGACUGCGCUCUCGGAACACAGGCUCUACUUGAAACCGUCGUCCAUUACGACCAGACAAAGGCUAGUCAAGAUGCGAGAGCAUAG
Messenger RNA from Penicillium malachiteum, 1383 nucleotides. Its product is annotated as M20 family metallo-hydrolase. The transcript has 4 exons. Bases 1 to 1383 code for a protein of 460 amino acids. The record is from RefSeq and is a predicted model, not a curated record. Gene Ontology annotation, molecular function: hydrolase activity, acting on carbon-nitrogen (but not peptide) bonds, in linear amidines. Lineage: Eukaryota; Fungi; Ascomycota; Eurotiomycetes; Eurotiales; Aspergillaceae.